Molecule: messenger RNA, 1905 nt
Organism: Anolis carolinensis (green anole)
Lineage: Eukaryota; Metazoa; Chordata; Lepidosauria; Squamata; Anolidae
Gene: nars2
Product: asparaginyl-tRNA synthetase 2, mitochondrial
Exons: 15
Coding region: 191-1633 (480 amino acids)
Biological process (GO): asparaginyl-tRNA aminoacylation
Cellular component (GO): mitochondrion
Molecular function (GO): asparagine-tRNA ligase activity; nucleic acid binding; ATP binding
Source: RefSeq, a predicted model, not a curated record
AUCGCUUGUCAUGUGCUGGGAAGUGGAGAAAGAAGCAGCCAGGUUUUGCACUAUGGCUCAGGUUGCAUGGGCUCAUGCACCGGAUUCUUGUUUCUGAGGCUGACCCACAAAUUUAGGAUCAAUUGGAGGGAUCUGGAGCAAGGCAAGGACAUCCUGGGAUAUGUGGUUUGGAGUAAGGCUUUGACUAAGGAUGUUUGCAGCACAUUGCAUGCGCCUGGUGCUUCGCCGCUGUUCCUCUGCUCCGCGUCCUAAGCCUGCUGUGGCUCCCAAGUUACUUCGUGUCCAGGAAGCUCUGGAAGUCCAGAACCCGACUGGGAAUGACAUUAAAGUCCAGGGCUGGGUCCGUUCUGUCCGGUCCCAGAAAGAAGUCCUGUUUCUUCACAUCAAUGAUGGCUCCUCUUUAGAAAGCCUCCAAGUGGUUGCAGAUCCAAGGCUGGAAUCCAGGGAACUGACUUUUGGAAGUUCAGUUGAAGUGCAAGGGAAACUGAUCAAAAGUCCUCACAAGAGGCAGAACGUGGAGCUGGCAGCGGAAAAUAUUCGGGUCGUGGGACCUUGUGAUAGUCUAGCCUUCCCUCUGAAGUACAAAACACACCAGCCCCUCGAAUACCUCCGCCAGUUCCCUCAUGUCCGAUGCAGAAGUAAUUCUCUGAGUGCCCUUCUGAGGAUACGCAGCGAAGCUACGGGAGCCAUCCACUCCUAUUUCAAGGAUAACGGAUACCUGCACAUCCAUACGCCAAUAAUUACCUCGAAUGACUGCGAGGGCGCUGGGGAAGUCUUCCAAGUUGAGCCUGCAAAAGAAGUCAAAGAACCUGAAGAAAACCCCCAUUUCUUCAAUAUUCCUGCAUUUCUCACAGUCUCUGGACAACUCCACCUGGAAGUGAUGGCAGGGGCAUUCACCAAGGUCUAUUCUUUCGGUCCAACCUUCCGUGCCGACUAUUCUCAAAGCCGUAAGCACUUGGCCGAAUUUUAUAUGGUGGAGGCAGAGCUGGCCUUUGUUGAAAGCCUACAGGACGUCAUGCAGAUUAUGGAAGACCUUUUCAAGAGAGUGACGGACGUGGUGUUGUCCAAAUGCCCUCAUGACAUUGAGCUCUUUCAUAAACACGUGGCCCCUGGACAAAAGGCCAAGUUAGAAAAGAUGCUGAACAAUCAAUUCAUAACGAUGCCAUAUACGGAAGCCAUAGAAGUUUUAAAAGGAGCUCGUGAAUAUUUCACUUACAAACCAGAGUGGGGCCAGGAUCUUCAAAGUGAACAUGAGAAAUACUUGCUGAAACACUGCGGCGAAAUCCCUGUGUUUAUUUUCAACUAUCCCUAUGACCUGAAACCAUUCUAUAUGCGGGACAAUGAAGAUGGUGUCCAUCACACGGUUGCAGCAGUUGAUCUUCUGGUCCCAGGAGUCGGGGAGCUUUGCGGAGGCAGCUUGAGAGAAGACCGGUUGGAUUUUCUCCAGUCCCGCCUUCAGAGGUUGGGACUUGAAGACACCUAUCAAUGGUAUCUAGAGCUGCGUCAGUUUGGAUCCACACCUCAUGGCGGGUUUGGAAUGGGCUUUGAGCGUUACCUCCGUUGCAUUUUGGGAGUCGAAAACAUCAAAGACGUCAUCCCGUUCCCCCGAUUCCCCCGUUCCUGUCUCUUGUAGCAUCUUGCCUUGUUUCCUGAGGAUGGGACUCAUUUUUUUCUGAAUUCGUGGCAUGGAAAAAUGGCAGAAAUGCAACAUGUUUGAGAAGACAGUUGAAUCCUCUUACUUUAUCCUUCAAGUUUGGAUAGCCUUGUGGUCACCUUUGUUCAAUUUUUGAAAUUCAGGCUAGUUUUGUAUUAUAUUCAUGUACAGAUUUUUCAAAACUUGUUCUUUGCCAGCUCUGAAAAUCUGGUGGCCCUAACCUGGAGUGAAUAAACUUCACUGGGAAAUUA